CGAGCCGCGGAGCUGCCAGGACUUGAGCCAGCACCCCGACUAGGAGCUCCGCCCACUUUCCCUACCCUACAGCAAGGCGGGAGAAGGUUUCUAGGAACUGACUCGCGACCUAAAUGCUGAUCUUGGGAAAACAGAACAAAUCCAAGCCAGGGCUGCAACUACAGUGAGCAACUAGGAGUCCAAUUUGGUAACGCAAGCCGUCGUACUGCGGAUCCCCGGGCGCGGCCUGGUGACGUCUAACUCAGGGGCGGGGCCGAGGGGGUGUGGCACCGGAAGCUGAGUUUCCGGCCUCCGACCGCUGGGAGGCGCCGCGUUCCGCCAGUGGAGCUUGUCUUGUAAAUCUGGGAGGUGUUUGGCGAUGCUUGGCGCCGGCGCAGUGCCGAUUCCUGCCAGUUCCCCACGUGUCUAUUAGAGGAAGGGGUAGUGGAGGCCAUGCCCAAGAUCAAGUCGUCCCGUAAGGCCGGAGGGAAGGCAAAGCAUGCCCCCCUGGCGGACCAGAUCCUGGCAGGGGAAUCCGUACAGCCCGGAGGCCGGGAGAAACGGAGGGACCGUGGCCGCGAGACGGAGGAAGAAGAAGAGUACGUGGGGCACCGACUGACUCGGCGGAUCCUGCAGCAGGCGCGAGAGCAGCAGGAGGAGCUAGAAGCUGAACAUGGCUCGGGUGACAGGACGGCGCCGAGAAAGCUCACCACGCGGCUGGGCCCAGGAGCCCAAGUUGGUGAAUCAGAUGAUGAGGAUGAGGAGUGGCCAACCUUGGAGAAGGCAGCAGAAAUGGUGGGAUCUGGGUUUGACGAGGAGAUAGUUGUCAAUCCUGAAGAUGAGCGGGCCAUCGAGAUGUUCAUGAAUGAGAACCCCCCAGUCAGGCGUACACUGGCAGACAUCAUCAUGGAGAAAUUGACAGAAAAGCAGACAGAGGUGGAAACUGUUAUGUCUGAGGUGUCGGGCUGCCCUAUGCCCCAGCUGGAUCCCCGGGUUCUUGAAGUCUACAAGGGUGUCAGAGAGGUGUUAUCCAAGUACCGGAGUGGCAAACUUCCCAAAGCCUUUAAAAUUAUUCCGGCUCUCUCCAAUUGGGAGCAGAUCCUCUAUAUCACAGAGCCAGAGAGCUGGACUGCAGCUGCCAUGUUCCAGGCCACCAGGAUAUUCUCAUCCAAUCUCAAGGAGAGGAUGGCCCAGCGCUUCUACAACUUGGUGCUUCUCCCCCGUGUGCGGGAUGACAUUGCUGAAUACAAGCGCCUUAACUUUCACCUCUACAUGGCACUCAAGAAAGCAUUGUUCAAGACUGGGGCAUGGUUCAAAGGGAUCCUGAUACCCCUGUGUGAAUCUGGUACCUGUACCCUUCGAGAGGCCAUCAUUGUGGGCAGCAUCAUCACCAAGUGCUCCAUCCCCGUGCUGCACUCAAGUGCAGCCAUGCUGAAAAUCGCUGAGAUGGAAUACAGUGGAGCCAACAGCAUCUUCCUACGGCUGCUGCUGGACAAGAAGUACGCAUUGCCCUUCCGGGUACUGGACGCCUUGGUCUUCCACUUCCUGGCCUUCCGGACUGAGCAGCGAAAGCUGCCUGUUCUUUGGCACCAGAGCCUGCUGACCCUGGCUCAACGCUAUAAAGCCGAUCUGACCACAGAACAGAAGGAAGCCCUGCUAGAGCUUCUUCGCCUGCAGCCCCACCCACAGCUCUCCCCCGAAAUCCGGAGGGAGCUGCUCAGCGCGACUGCCCGAGAUGUGGAAGGGCCCUCUGUGAAUAUGGACUGAGGUUCCUGAGGAAGACUGCUACCUUCCCAUUUCGGUAGGGGUAGGGAGGGAUGACACAUGAACUGUUCUGAUUUUUUUUCAUGUCUCCUAGGACUGUGUGACUUGGGGGCACCUAAAGGACAAAACUCAAGUGCUACGAUCUCCCUGGCUAGACUUGAAUUAUAGUGGCCUAAGUGCCUGACAGAACUUCCCCAGGUCCUGUUCUGGUCUAGAACCUGAGUUACACCCAGUUACACUCUGUGGCAUGGUGGAAGAAGUUAGUGGCUGAGGCUGGUGGAUUGUGAACACACACAAAAAAGGCUAUAUAUUUA
Trichosurus vulpecula (common brushtail) is the source of this 2057-nucleotide messenger RNA. RefSeq names its product bystin like (gene BYSL). Gene Ontology annotation, biological process: rRNA processing. The record is from RefSeq and is a predicted model, not a curated record. Gene Ontology annotation, molecular function: snoRNA binding. Bases 433 to 1746 code for a protein of 437 amino acids. Gene Ontology annotation, cellular component: cytoplasm; preribosome, small subunit precursor; nucleolus. The transcript has 7 exons. NCBI's taxonomy places the organism in Eukaryota, Metazoa, Chordata, Mammalia, Diprotodontia, Phalangeridae.